AUGGUGGCAAGCAAGGACGAUGGGCAGAAGCGUGACGCCGCCGUUCAGUUGGAACACAGUCAGAAAGACAAAGCUCACUUGGUGGACCUAGCAUGGACUUCUAAAAGAGAGAGACGGCUUGUCAGGAAGAUUGACGCACAUCUACUACCCAUGCUCUUUCUGAUAUACAUAUUCAACUAUCUGGAUCGCACUAACAUCGGAAACGCACGUAUCGCGGGCAUGGCGGACGAUCUUCAACUGGAUGGUUCUCGCUAUAACUGGGCGUUGUCAAUCUUCUUCUUUGGAUAUCUCAUUCUUCAAGGACCAUCGAACUUGAUCCUUGCCUACACAAAACCUUCGAUCUAUCUGCCUAUAAUCAUGAUCUGUUGGGCUACAAUCUCAGCAUGCACAGCCGCGGUUCAGUCGUACCAAGGGCUUCUUGUCGUUCGUUUCUUCCUCGGGGUGGUCGAAGCUGGGGUUUUCCCAGGGGCGAUUUUCUUGCUUUCUUCCUGGUACACGCGAAAGGAAUUGGCCAAGCGCGUCUGUCUUUUGUACACUGGAUCCAUCGUCAGUGGCGCGUUCGGGGGCCUCUUCGCUUACGGCAUUACCAACAAUUUGGUUGAUGCGCGGGGAAUAACGGCAUGGCGCUGGUUAUUCUUGAUUGAAGGGGUUGCAACCAUUGCCGUUGCAUUGUUGGCAAUCGUCAUUUUGCCUGAUUUUCCCCUAUCAACUCGGUGGCUUUCAACUGAGGAGCGACAGAUUGCCGACUUGCGCCUAGCUCGAGACGGGCAUGAAAGGGGAAAGAAGAGGCAAAUUUCCCUCCGAGGUCUCAAAUUAGCGUUGAGAGAUUGGAGAACAUACCUCUUCAUUUUGCCUUGCAUGACUGCCACAUGUGCUGGGACGUUUACGUAUUUUAUCCCAACUUUGGUGGCAGAUCUUGGUUAUACUUCGGCGAUUGCACAGGCUAUGUCAUCUCCCCCUUACGUCUGGGCAGGCAUUGUAGUAAUGACUAAUGGAACCGUCUGCGAUUGGAACCAGCAAAGGGCGUGGCAUUCUGCCGUUCCAAUAACAAUCGCGGGGAUUGGAUUCAUUCUAUUGACGAAAGUUACCAACGACGCUGUCAAGUACUUCGCCUUGUUCCUCUGCGGUGCUGGUGUUUGGGCCCCUAUACCGAUUAUUCUGUCCUGGCUCAGCGACACAAUGCGUUUCCCACCGGAGAAGCGUGCAUUUGCGAUCGGCUUCGUGAACACACUUUCGAACCUUAGCUCAGUUUAUGGCAGCCAGCUUUACCCCAGUUCGGACGGACCACAAUACUGGCAAGGACAUGCCGCCAAUGCGGCAUUCUGCUUUUCUGGCGGUUAG
Dacryopinax primogenitus is the source of this 1341-nucleotide messenger RNA. RefSeq names its product MFS general substrate transporter. The record is from RefSeq and is a predicted model, not a curated record. The transcript has 12 exons. Gene Ontology annotation, molecular function: transmembrane transporter activity. Bases 1 to 1341 code for a protein of 446 amino acids. Lineage: Eukaryota; Fungi; Basidiomycota; Dacrymycetes; Dacrymycetales; Dacrymycetaceae. Gene Ontology annotation, biological process: transmembrane transport. Gene Ontology annotation, cellular component: membrane.